Ornithorhynchus anatinus (platypus) is the source of this 569-nucleotide messenger RNA. It is a transcript of the gene SPMIP3, whose product is annotated as chromosome 19 C1orf100 homolog. Bases 101 to 535 code for a protein of 144 amino acids. Lineage: Eukaryota; Metazoa; Chordata; Mammalia; Monotremata; Ornithorhynchidae. The transcript is spliced from 5 exons. The record is from RefSeq and is a predicted model, not a curated record.
CUAAAACUUCUUCGCUAGUCUCCCUCCCCAUCCCCUACUCAUCUCUCUGAAACCCACAGCUCCUCCUGUCCAGAGUGGGACCCGAAACAGGAGUUCCAAGAUGACCUCGAUUAGACUCCGGGAAUUUAUCAACCACCGGCCCAUUGUCCCUCCUGGCUUCUUUGCCCAUCAAGGAAAGGAUGUCCAAGGAUUCAUCCCUGGGCAACUAGCCCGGAUCCACAAGACCCGUGGACCAGAUGCAAUUCCUGGAGCUGUCGAAGAUUUGAAAGUCCAGGUUGAGGGUUCAAGGCCUCAUGGCCCUAGCUUGGACCAGCUGACCCUGCAGCGGUGGCUGGAUUUCCUGAGGAGCACAAAGGGAUCUGCCACAGAGUGGCGCCCCAGGACCACUUAUGAAGAAGCAUUUUCUCUGCCCUUCUACCAAAUAGACUACGACCAGAAAGUGUGCACAGCCUUAACUGAACCCGGGCCACUUAACUGUUGCAGCGACCCAUCUGCUGUGGAGAAGCCGAAUUCAAAGGAAAUGCCUUUCAACUGAACCAAUAAAGUGCAGGCAAACAUGAUGCAUAAAA